UCUGAGAUGAGGCUGCUGGAUAAUCACUGAAAUAUAUGUGAUUGCUGACAGUGCAUUUUGACUUUUGAUUGACUUCGGUCCUUCGUCUUUGUCUGUUAAUUCCUCAUACCACUCACUCGCUUUUACAAUAAUUUUCCAAGGUAUUCACCUCUACGCGUUGUUGUCAAGUCCUUCGUUUUUAGUUCUUACUUUCAAUAUCCACUCUUUCUCCCUUCUCCACAUAAUAAACUGCUUCGCCGUCGAUUGAUCGUCAUGAUCACCCUCCCACCUCUUGGCUCACUGCUCCUACCCCUCUCCCUCCUCCUCCAACCCACCCUCUCCGACUACACCACCACAAACAACACCACUCCAAAAGACAACUCACAAAACUGCUCCUGCUAUGUCAUCAGCUCGGGCGCCGACUCCAAUACCCCUGAAUAUUUCCAAUACUACCGGUUUUUCGACUUCCGCAAUCUCGCCGACCAUGCCGGCCAAUUCACACAAUCACCACCCUUCGUCAACGACACGCAAGAUGCGGGCGCGGAACCAGUCUGGGAUACCAAGAUCUUGAACAGCCCAGCCUGGAAUGUCGACUGGGGCAUCCAAAACUGGAGCAAACCUGCGACCUCCGAUUUUCCCGUCGCCAUGACCAACUCCCCGGCCAACGUCUACAUCCUGCAAGACAAUUCCACACAAAACCCGUUAACAUAUCUCACCCUACGAACCUCGCGUCUCGAAUCCUUCCAAUCCGCCGCUGAAAUUGAAAACGAGCAAAAGAACGUGCUACACUGCAGCAUGCGGAUGUACGCGCGGGUUCUUGGGUCUGCGGGUGCGGUUGCGGGGUUUUUCACUUUCUUCGAUGAUACGAAUGAAACAGACAUUGAGAUCUUGACGGAUGAUCCGACGGAUAUGGUGAGGUACACAAACCAGCCAGCGGUGGACAAGCAGGGGAAUGAGGUCCAGGCCGCGAGUAAAAACCCGGAUAAGUUGGCGCCGUGGGAUCAGUGGCAGACGCAUCGGAUUGAUUGGUUUGAGAAGAAUAGUUACUGGUUUUUGAAUGGGAAGCAGGUGGCUGCCAAUACGUAUUCGGUGCCGAGGAAACCGAGUGGGGUGGUGAUCAAUAUGUGGAGUGAUGGUGGGGAGUGGAGUGGGAAUAUGAGUGUGGGUGACAGUGCGGAGUUCCAGAUCCAGUGGAUUGAGCUGGUGUUUAAUACUUCUGGGCCUGUGGGGGGACCCGGUGGUGGGAACAAGAAGAGGGAGGCAGUGGCGCUAGAUCUGGAGGGUGGGACAGAGAUUAAGGCAGUUGAUGAUGGUAUGGGGAAGGGAAUGUAUGAAUGGAAGAGGAAGGCGAAAGGGUGUGAGGUAGUUUGUAAGGUGGAUGGGGUUAAGGAGAUUGGGACACCCGAGGUCGUUAGCGUGAACAAGAGUGCGGCGGCGGGGAUGUCUGUAUCGUGGGGUUUGUUGGUGGUUGUCGGAGUCGUGUCGAUAUUGGUAGGAAUGUAAUAGGACGGGAUCUGUGUAUCAUAGGAUGGGAAGUUCGGAAAAUUUUGGAAUUGCAUAGCGGAGGAUUGGGUUGGCAAUGUACUGUACGAUAAUGAUGAGCUCAAAAUAUAAUUUAAGGCAUGCACCGAC
Messenger RNA from Lindgomyces ingoldianus, 1611 nucleotides. Its product is annotated as concanavalin A-like lectin/glucanase. Gene Ontology annotation, biological process: carbohydrate metabolic process. The record is from RefSeq and is a predicted model, not a curated record. The transcript has a single exon. The coding region runs from base 253 to 1482 and encodes 409 amino acids. Gene Ontology annotation, molecular function: hydrolase activity, hydrolyzing O-glycosyl compounds. Lineage: Eukaryota; Fungi; Ascomycota; Dothideomycetes; Pleosporales; Lindgomycetaceae.